AUGGUUCUGAAAAAUCGUACAUCUACCAACACACUAGCCUUUUCUUCCACAACAGGCUCUCCUACCUCACGAGAACCUUCCUCAGCCCCUUCAUUGGUUAACACCAACCCACUGGAAGCAUCAACCCUACUGAGUGCUAGGAUGACAACCCUCAAAACACCAGAAAGAUCCUCAGUAAUCACCACAUCAGAAAGUGUAUGGACAACAAGUUAUUACACAACUACUAACAAAACACCCGCCCCUGGUGACACUAGUGUAAGAAUUUCACCUACCACACACAACUCACGGAGUGUGAGGGCAUCCUUGACAACUGUUCCUUUGUAUUCACUCAGGCAAGCAAUGACAUCUGAGAGCAGCAGCCAAACUCCUGAGAAAAACAGCACUCAGGGACAACCAGGGAGCACUCAAGUAAGUCAUACAAUUACAAAUCCUACAUCCUCAAGCAAUUCCAGCAGAAAAGAAUCCCCUCCGACUACCCAGAUGAUAACACACUCCACACCAAAUGCUCUGCUCACUCACUCCAUCUGGGUCUUCUACAGCACAUACCCCUACAUCACCAGAAAUGACCACAGCUCUUCCAACAGCCUCCUCCACCAUACUGCAAACAUCAACCAUAUCCAGCUCCUCACUGACAAACCUCAUAACCACAGAGACAUCUGCACUAAAGGCACUCCAUUUGGGUCUUCCACUGCCCAUAUCCUUACAUCACCAGAACUCAACCAGUGCAACUGUAUCCUCAGCAACUCUUCCUUUGGAAUCAGCCAGUCAAACAGCGAUAUUUGGGAGCAGCAGCCCACCCUCUGUGGAAAAGAGCACUACAUUCGUCCCCCUACAUCACCAGAACGGACCAUAGUCCUUCCAACAGCCUCCAACAUAUUGCAAACAUCAAACAUAUCCAGCUCAGCUCUGACUAACCUCAUAACCACAGAGACGUCUGCAAUAACCACCACUUCUGAGAGCACCUCCAAACUAAUUGCUGACAUAACCACUGAAAAAAUUACACCUACCCCUGGUAGCACUCGUGUUUCCAUUUCAGCUCCCCCAGCUACCUCAACCAAUGCAAGUGUAUCCUCAACAACACUUCCUUUGGAAUCAGCCAGUCAAGCAACAACAUCUGGGAGCAGCAGCCCACCAUCUGUGGAAAAGAGCACUACGGCACAAUCAGGGACCACUCACAUAACUAGUACGAGUGAAAAUUCUACGUCUCCAAAUACUUCCAGUAUAACAGAAUCCUCUCCGAUUACCCUGGUGAUCACUCGCGCAACACCAGAUUCCCUUUUCAGUGCAAUUUCAGAUAUCAUUUCCACUGCGCCAUCUACAAGUCCUUCUGACCUACCUGUGUCCACACCAUAUGUGGUCGCUACUAGCAAAUCUCAGAAAUCAGUGACAAUCUAUGAGACUGUGGGUGAAACAAGCUCUUCUAUUACACCUGUUAGUACUUCAUUUGUGUCUUCCACAUCGUCACCAAAAAUGACCACAGCCCUUCCAACAGCCUCCUCCACCAUAUUGCAAAUGUCAACCGUAUCUAGCUCUGCUCUGACAAACCUCAUAACCACAGAGACAUCUGCAGUAUCUGCUACUUCUGAAAGCACUUCCAAUCCAGUUGCUGAUACAACCACAGAAAGAACGACACCUACCCCUGAUAGUCAUAUUUUCAUUUCAGCUUCCACAUUUAGCUCAACCAGUGCAAGUGUAUCUUCAGCAACUGUUCCUUUGGAAUCAGGCAGUCAAGCAAUGACAUCUGGGAUCAGCAGCCCACCAUCUUUGACAAAGAGCACUAUGGCACAAUCAGAGACCAUUCAUAGAACUAGUACAAGUGCAAAUUCAACAUCACCAAGCACUUUCAGUUCAACAGAAUCCUCUCCGAUUACCCCGGUGAUCACACCCUCAACAUCAGAUACCCUUGUCACCGUCAGUGUAGUUUCAGACAUCACUUCAGUAGCACCAUCUAUGAGUCCUUCCUCCAUGCCUGUGUCCACACCUUAUGAGGUGACCACUACUAAAUCUCAGAAAUCGUUGACAGCAGGUAAGACUCCAGUUGAAACACUCCCUAUUACAAAUAUCAACACGUCAUUUAUUUCUGCCUCAGUACCUACCCCUACAUCACCAGCAAAGACCACAGCCUUUCCAACAGCCUCCUCAAUCACACUGCAAACAUCAACAAUAUCAAGCUCUUCCCUGACUAACCUCAUAACCACGGAGAUGUCGGCAGUAACUGCCACUUCUGAGAGCAUUUCCAAUCCAACUGCUGACACUACCAAUGAAAAAACCACACCUACCCCUGGUAGAACCCAUGUUUCCAUUUCAGCGUCCACAGCUAGUUCAACCAGUGCAAGUAUAUCCUCAGCAAAUAUUCCCUUGGAAUCAGCCAGUCAAACUAUGACAUAUGGGAGCAUCAGCCCACCAUCUAUGAAAAAGAAUACUGUGGCACAAUCAGGGACCACUCACAUAACUAGUACAAGUGCAAAUUCAACAUCGCCAAGUAUUUCCAGUUUAACAGAAUCCUCUCCUUUUAUUCCAGUAAUCACACACUCAACACCCGCUACCUUUUUCACUGUCAAUGAAAUUUCAGACAUCCUUUCCAUAGCACCAUCUACAAGUUCUUCUGACAAACCUGCAUCCACAUUGUAUUUGGUGACCACUAGCGAAUCUCAGAAAUUGGUGACUGAUGGUAAAACUGCAGUUGAAACCCAAUCUUCUAUUACACCUAUCAGCACUCCAUUUGGGCCUUCCACAGCACCUAACACUACAGCACCAGAAACGACCACAGCCAUUCCAACAGCCUCCUCCACCAUAUUGCAAACAUCAACCAUAACCAGCCCUGCCCUGACUACCCUUGUAGAAACAGAGACAUCUGCAGAAACCGCCACUUCUGAGAGCACCUCUAAUCCAAAUGCUGACAUGACCACUGAAAAAAUGACACCUACCCCUGGUAGCACCUGUGUUUCUAUUUCAGCUGCCACAGCUAGUUCAACCAGUGCAAGGUUAUCCUCAGCAACUGUUCCUUUGGAAUCAGCCAGUCUUAUGGCAACAUCUGGGAGCAGUAGCCCAACAUCUGUUACAAAGGGCACCGUGGCACAAUCAGGGACCACUCACAUAGCUAGUACAAGUUCAAAUUCCACAUCACCAAGCACUUUCAGAAUUACAGAAUCUUCUCCAAUUACCCCUGUGAUCACACAGUUAACACCAAAUAACUCUGUCACCGUCAGUGCAAUUCUGGAUAACACUUCUAUAGUACCAUCUUCAAGUCCUUCUGACAAACCUGUAUCCAUAUCAUAUUCUGUGACCACUAGCGAAUAUCAAAAAUCAGUGACUGCUGGUAAGACUCCAGGUGAAACAAGCUCUUCUAUUACACCAGUCACCGCUCCAUUUGAGUCUUCCACUGCCCGUACCCUUACAUCACCGGAAAUGACCCCAGCUCUUCCAAAAGCUUCCUUCACCAUUCUGCAAACGUCAACCCAAUCCAGCUCUGCUGUGACAAACCUUGUAACCCCAGAGGCAUCUGCAGUAAUUGUUACUUCUGAGAGCACUUCCAAUCCGAUUGCUGACACAAUCACUGAAAAAAUGACAAUUACCUCUGGUAGCACUCGUGCUUCCAUUUCAACUCCCACAGUUAGUUCAACCAGUGCAAGUGUAUCUUCAGCAACUCUUUCUUUGGAAUCAGCCAGUCAAAUAAUGACAUCUGAGAGCCGCAGCCCACCAUCUGUAGAAAAGAGCACCAUGGCACAACCAGGGACCCCUCACAUAGCUAGUACAAAUGCAAAUUCCACAUCACCAAGCAUUUCCGGUAUAACAGAAUCCUCUCUGAUUACCUCGGUGAUCACACGCUCAACACCGGCUAAGCUUGUCACUGUCAGUGCAAUUCUGGACAUCACUUCAGUAGCACCAUCCACAAGUCCUUCUGUCAAACCUGCAUCUACAUCAUAUUCGGUGACCACUAGUGAAUCUCAGAAAUCAGUGACUUUUGGUACGACUACAGUUGAAACACAAUCUUCUAUUACACCUAGCAACACUCCAUUUGACUCUUCCACUGCCCGUGCCCCUACAUCACCAGAAAUGAUCUCAGCCCUCCCAACAGCCUCCUCCACCAUAUUGCAAACUUCAAACAUAUCCAGCUCAGUUCUGACUAACUUCGAAAUCACCGAGACAUCUGCAGUAACCACCACUUCGGAGAGCACCUCCAAUCCAAUUGCUGACACAACCAUUGAAAAAACGACACCUACCCCUGGUAGCACUUGUGUUUCCAUUUCAGCUUCCACAGAGAGCUCAACUAGUGCAAGUGUAUCCUCAGCAAUUGUUUCCUUGGAAUCGACCAAUCAAAUGACAUCUGGGAGCAGCAGCUCUGUGGAAAAGAGCACUACGGCACAACCAGAGACCACUCACAUAACUAGUACAAGUGAAAAUUCAACAUCACCAAUCACUUCCAGUAUAACAGAAUCUUCUCCGAUAACCCUGGUGAUCACACACUCAACACCAGAUACUCUUGUCACUGCCAGUGCAAUUUCGGACAUCAUUUCCACUGCGCCAUCUACAAGUCCUUCUGACCUACCUGUGUCCACACCAUAUGUGGUGGCUAUGAGCAAAUCUCAGAAAUCGGUGACAACUGGUAUGCCUCUGAAUGAAACCAGCUCUUCUCUUACACUUGUCAGCACUCCAUUUGGGUCUUCCACAGCACGUACUCCUAAAUCACCAGAGAUGACCACAGGCUUUCCAAUAGCCUCUUCCACCAUAGUGCAAACAUCAAGCACAUCCAGCUCUGCCAUGACAAACCUCGUAACCACAGAGACAUCUUCAGUAACUGACACUUCUCAGAUAAUUUCUAAUCCAAAUGCUGAUACAACUGCUGUAAAAACAACACCAACCCCUCGUAGAAAUCAUGUUUCCACUUCACCUUCCACAGCUAGCUCAAGCAGUGCAAGUGUAUCCUCAGCAACUGUCCCUUUGGGAUCAGCCAGUCAAAGAACAAUAUCCGAAGGCAGCAGCCCACCAUCUUUUCAAAAGGGCACUAUGGCACAAUCAGAGACCACUCAUACAACUAGUACAAAUGCAAAUUCAAUAUCACCAAGCAUUUCCAGUUUAACACAAUCCUCUUUGAUUACCCCAGUGAUCACACGCACGAUACCAGGUAACCUUGUCACUGUCAGUGCAAUUUCAGACAUCAUUUCUAUAGUGCCAUCAACAAGGCCUGACAAAACUGUUUCCACACUUUAUUUGGUGACCACUAGCGAGUCUCAGAAAUCAGUGACGGCUGGUAUGACUCUGGAUGAAACACGCUCUUCUAUUGCACCUGCCAGUACUCCAUUUGGGUCUUCCACAGCACAUAGCCCUAUGUCACCAGAAAUGACCACAGCUUUUCCAACAGCCUCCUCCACCAUAUCGCAAACAUCAAUCAUAUCCAGUUCUGCCCUAUUAAACCUUGCUAUCACAGAGAUAACUGCAGUACCUGCCAUUUAUGAGAGCACAUCCAAUCCAAUUGUUGACACAACCAGUAACAAAACGACACCUACCGCUGCUAGCACUCGUGUUUCCAUUUCAGCUGCCACUGCUAGCUCAACCAGUGUAAGUGCAUCCUCAGCAACUCUUCCUUUGGAAUCAGCCAGUCAGACAAAGACAUCUGGGAGCAGCAGUCUACCAUCUGUGACAAAGAGUGCUAUUACACAAUUAGGGACCCCUCACAUAACUGAUAUAGGUACAAAUUCAACAUCAGCAAGCACUUCUAGUUUAAAAGAAUCCUCUCCAAUUACCCCAGUGAUCGCACAAUCAACACCAGAUACCUCUGUCACCUUCAGUGAAAUUCUGGACAUCACUUCUGUAGCACCAUCUACAAACCCUGCUGACACACCUGCGUCAACACCGAAUUCAGUGACCACUAGCGAAUCCCAGAAAUCGGUCACUGCUGAUACGACUCUAGCUGAAACACCCCCUUUUAUAACACUGGUCAGGUCUUCCACUACACGUACUGCUACAUCACCAGAAAUGAUCACAGCCCUCACAACAGAUUCCACCAUAUUGCAAACAUCAAUCAUAUCCAGCUCUGCUCUGACAAACCUUGUAACCACAGAGAUGUUUGCAGUAUCCAUGACUUCUGAGAGCACGUCCAAUCCAGUUGCCAACACAACUGAUGAAAAAAUGACACCUACCCCUGGUAGCACUCGUAUUUCUAUUUCAGCUUCCACAGAUAGCUCAAGCAGUGCAACUCUUUCUUUGGAAUCAUCAAGUCAAACAACAACAUCUGAGAGCAGCAGCCCACCAUCUGUGGAAAAGAGCACUGUGGCAAAAUCAGAGAUGACUCACAUAAUUGGUACAAGUGGAAAUUCAACAUCACCAACUUCUUCCAGUUUAACAGAAUCCUCUCCGAUUACCCAGGUGGUCACAAGCUGGACACCAGAUACCCUUUCCACUGUCAGUGCAAUUUCAGACAUAAUUUCUGGAGCGCCAUCAGCAAGUCCUUCUGACACAGCUGGGUCCACACCUUUUGCGGUGACCACUAAUGAAUCUCAGAAAUUGGUAAUGGAUGGUAUGACUCCAGUUGCAACAAGCUCUUCUCUUACUCCUGUCAGCACUCCAUUUGGGUCUUCCACAGCACGGACCCGUACAUCAUCAGAAAUGACCACAGCCCUUCCAACAGCCUCCUCCACCACAUUGCAAAGAUCAACUAUAUUCAGCUCCUCCCUGACAAACCUCAUAACCAUAGAGACAUCUGCAGUAACUGCCACUACUGAGAGCACCUCCAAUCCAAUUGCUGACACAACCACUGAGAAAACGACACCUACCCCUGAUAGCACUCGUCUUUCCAUUUCAGCUCCAAUGGCUGGCUCAACCAGUGCAAGUGUAACCUCAGCAACUGUUCCGUUGGAAUCAGCCAGUCAAACAAUGACAUCUGGAGGGGGCAGCCCAAUGUCUGUGACAGAGAGUACUGUGGCACAAUCAGAGCCUGCUAGCAUAACCGGUACAAGUGCAAUUUUAACAUCACCAAGCACUUCCAGUUUAACAGAAUCCUUUCCAAUUACCCAAGUGAUCACAAACUGGACAACAGAUACCCUUGUCACCGUCAGUGCAGUUUCAGAUAUCACUUCUGAAGUGCCAUCUACAAGUCCUUCUGACACACCUCUGUCCACACCAUAUGCAGCGACAACUAGCAAAGCUCAGAAAUCAGCGAUGGGUGGUAUGACUCCAGGUGAAACCGCCUCUUCUCUUACUCCUGUCAGCACUCCAUUUGGGUCUUCCACAGCACAUACCCCUACAUCACCAGAAAUGACCACAGCCCUUCCAACAGCCUCCUCCACCACAUUGCAAACAUCAACCAUAUCCAGCUCCUCCCUGACAAACCUCAUAACCAUAGAGACAUCUGCAGUAACUGCCACUACUGAGAGCACACCCAAUCCAAAUGCUGACUCAACCACUGAAAAAAUGACACCUACCCCUGUUAUCACCCGUGUUUUCAUUUCAGCCUCCACAGCUAGCUCAACCAGUGCAAGUGUAUCCACAGCAACUGUUCCUUUGGAAUCAGCCAGUCUAACAGCGAUACCUGGGAGCAGUAGCCCAACAUCUGUUACAGAGAGCACCAUGGCACAAUCAGGGACCACUUACAUAACUAGUACAAGUGAAAAUUCAACAUCACCAAUCACUUCCAGUAUAACAGAAUCUUCUCCAAUUACUCUGGUAAUCACACGCUCAUCACCAAAUACCCUUGUCACCACCAGUGUGGUUUCAGACAUUAUUUCCAUUGCACCAUCUCAAAGUACUUCUGGCCUACCUGUGUCCACACCAUAUGUGGUGGAUACUAGCAAAUCUCAGAAAUUGGUGACACCUGGUAUGACUCCAGGUGAAACCAGCUCUUCUCUUACACCUAUCAGCACUCCAUUUGGGUCUUCCACAGCACAUAUCCCUACCUCACUAGAAAUGACCACAGCCCUUCCAAAAGCCUCCUCCACCACACUGCGAACAUCAACCAUAUCCAGCUCUGCCCUGACAAACCUCGAAAUCACCGAGACAUCUGCAGUAGCCACCACUUCCGCGAGUAUAUCAAAUCCAGUUGCUGACAGAACCACUGACAAGACAACAUCCACCGCUGCUGUCAGUUUUUCCAUUUCAGCUGCCACAGACAGCUCAAGCAGUGCAAGUUCAUCCUCAGCAACUAUUCCUUUGGAUUCUAUCAGUGGAACAGCAAUUUCUGGGAGCAGUAGCCCACCUCCUGUUACAAAGAGCACUAGGGGACAGUCAGUGACCCCUCACAUUAUUAGCACAAGUUCAAAUUCAAAAUCAACCACCACUUCCAAUGUCACAGAAUCCUCUAUGGUAACGCAGGUGAUAACACACUCAAUACCAGAUUCACUUUUCACUUUCAGUUCAGCUUCAGACACCCUUUUUGUUGCAUCAUCUAUCAGUCCUUCUGACACACAUGGGAAAGAGAGCACCAGUACAACUGGGCUCACACCGUAUCAGGGGACCACUACUGAAUCCCAGAAGUUGGUAACAUCUCGUACUACUCCAGCUGAAUCACAGUCUUUCAAUAACCCUCUCAGCACUCCCUUCAUGUCUUCUACAGCAGAUGGCCCUACCUCACCGGAAAUGACUACAGCCCCUCCAUCAGCCUCUUCCACCAUUUUGGAAACAUCGACCACAUCCAACUCUGCUUCGACAAACUUCAUAACCACAGAGAAGACUAUAGUUACCACUACUUCAGACAGGACAUCCAAUCCAAUUGCCACCAAAACAACACUCCCCUCUGGUAGUACUAAUGCUUCCAUUUCAGCAGACUCAGAUCGCACUAGCCGAGCAAGUGCAUCCUCAGCAACUCUUUUUUGGGGUUCAACAAGUGAACAAAUGACAUCCACGAGCAUCGGCCCACUUUCGGUCUCAGAGGUCACUACUAGACAAAGCGUGAACUCAGUACCACCAAGCAUUUCCAGUGGAUCGAAAUCCUCUACAAUUACACAGGUGAUUUCCCACUCAGUGCCAAAUACGCUUCUAAGCAUCAGCUCAGCCUCGGUCACUGCUUCUUCCACCCCAUCUACUAGCUCUUUUGACACUCUGGGAAAUGAGAGUGCUGAAACAACUGAAUCCAUGCAGUAUUCGGUGACCAGCAGUGAAUCUCAGAGAUCAGUGACAGCUGGUACGACUCCAGUUGAAUCAAGAUCUUCUAAUAUACCUGUCAGCGCUCCCUUUUCAUUUUCUACAAAAGCAUUAGUGUCUCCACUGCAGCCACCACAGACAGCUCAGGCAGUUCAAGUGCAUCAAUGCCCCUGCGUCACCAGAGCAGAUUACAGCCCUUUCCUUAGUCACUACCAGCCUACGGGAAACAUCAACCUUAUCCAGCUCUACUCUGACAAACCCGGUGAUCACCCUAUCAACUCAAAAUGCACUUGGCGAUAUCAGUAUGGCUUCAGAGACCACUCCUGCAACCUCUUCUCACAGGACUCCAAAUACGUCUGCCCACAUGCAUUCUACAUCCUUUGCAACGGGAGCCCCUACCUCAUUGGAAGCCACCACAGCCCUUUCCUCAGCUACCACCAGCCGAUUGGAAAAGUCCUCAUCCAGCUCCACUCCUGCAACUUUUCUACCCACAGAGAUGUCUGCGGUGACUGCCUCUUCGCAACUGAAAGCUCUUCUCUCCCCAAAGCAACUACAGGUAUCACUCCGAUGUCUACUCUGACCCCAACAAACAGCGCGGGACCGCAUACAGGAGCAGGGAUUAGCUCAACUGGCCUUCUACCCACUACUCUGAGGGACAUCCCAAGUUCAGAAAGAGAGCCAGCUGUCUCCACUCCUAGAGAAGCUACAACUGUGACUGUGACUGUCAAAAGGACCAGCACAUUUUCCCUGCUGACCGCGACCUGGCCCGACUCCUCGGCUGCCUCAAGUCCCCCUCCGGGUGGUGAGACCAGUCCAGCUACACCAUCUGAGAACCUUUCUUCUCCAGGCAACACCACAAGAGAGGAAAUGAGCCCAACUGCUCUUGUCAGCGCUACCCCAUGGGAGAGCGUCACUUCUGCUGUUCCUCAUGCAAUGGGGACCCAACCAGCUGUCUCAGCAUACAGGCCAACACCCAGAGCCCAGACAACACUCACAGGCCCCAGCAGCAGCAGCACUCCAGUACACUCUACCAUUGAGUCUGGAACAGGCCCAGCUGCCCUGUCAGCCUUCACCCUAAUACAGGAGACGAGUACAGUGGGCAGCCUCACAGAAGCACCGGUUACCAAUCUGACCCCUUUAGCAACAGAUGUCAUCACUGCCCAUAAGGCAGCAUCUACUACAGGAUCCAGCACAGACUUACAAGUUUCCAGUGCCACAAAUAUCCUGGCCACCAGACCUGGAACUGAGACCUCCUGGUCUCCCACCAUGAACACUCCUCCAGAUGAAUCCUCCACACAAGGAACAGAAACAAGUUCAGUUUCCAUUCGGAUGGCAAGACAAAUUACAGUGCCCAGCAGAACUGUAUUAUGGACUACCCCACUUCCAGACACCCCCGACAAGGGAGCAGAAACAAGCACACUUCCAUUUGGGACUGAAAUUACAACUAAAGGCCCCAGCACAGUUGUAAUAGGAACUACAUCUAUUUUUGAUAGCGCCCUCCCCAGAACGGAGACAGGUUCAGUUCCAUUUCAGAUCGAAACUACAACUGUAGUCCCCCACAGAAGUGCAACCAGAACCACACUCAUUUCAGAUGUCAUCACCAUGGGAGCCAGAUACAGUUCCAUUUCCUUUCUGAAGAAAAGUAUGGCUACUGGUGCUAGUUCAGCUGUAACAGGAACUCAACCUUUUCCUCAAACCACAGGCAAGGAAGAAGAGAAAAACUCAUUUCCAAUAUCAAAUGAAAGUACAACGACAUUCACCAGAACUGAAACAGGAACUAAGUCAUUUCCAGACACCACUGACACAGGAGUAGGCUCAGAUUCAGUUUCCUUUCUGACUGAAAGUACAACCACAGGUACAAGCAGGACUAUAUCAGAUACGAAGCCCUUUCUUGACACCACAGGUACAGUAGUAGAGAUGCUCUCCAAUUCCGUUCUACCCGAAAGACUAUCUACUAGUCAGCCUUUUACAGCGACUACAUCUUUGCCUGACGCAGGAGCAGAGUUCGGUUCAGUUUCCGUUCCUCCUGAAAACCAGACGACAGACCUCAGUGGACCUGCAACAGGAUCUACACCCAUUUUAGGCAAAACAAGCUUGGGUUCAGAGAAGAGUUCAGUUCCACUUCUGACUGAAAGCACAAGUAUAGCUCCCAGCAGUGUUCUAACACAAACAACACUUUUUCCUGACACCUCCAGCUCCAUAGCUGAUACAAGCUCAAUUCCAGUUCUGACUGAGACUACAGAGGUCCACACCUGGCCUGUAAGAGGAACUACACCAUUUUUAGUCACCGCUGGAAUGGGAUCAGUGAUGAGUUCAGUUCCUCUUCUGACUGAAAGAACGACAGUCACUAGCAGGCGUGGUACAGAAACUACAAGCAUCCCGGACACCACUGGCUUAUGGGUAGAGUCAAGCUCAUUUCCAUAUCUGAUUGAAAGUUCAACUGCACCACCCAGGGUGGCUGGAUAUGAUGGAACUACACACCUGCCUGACAUUACCCACACAGGAGCAGGAGUAAGCUCAAUUUCCUUUCGGACUGAAAGUGCAACUACAGUUCCUGUCGAGGUUGUGACAAGAAGUAGUUUCUUCACUGGCACUGGAACAGAAAAAAGUUCAGUCCCAUUUUGGAGUGAAAGUGCAACUUCUAUCCCCAUUAAGGCUUUAACGAAUACUACACCCUUUCAAGACACCACCGACAAUGUUGCAAGGACAACCCCAGUUUCUGUUGGAACAGAAAGACCAAAUACAUUUCCCAGCUGGGGAACAACAGGAACUACACCCUUUAUGGACACCAUCCCUAUGGGAGGAGAAACAAGUUCAGCUCCAUUUCUAACUGACAUUACAACUGAAGCACACAGCAGGCCGGUAACGAGAACCACACCCUUUCCGCACACCACUGGCAAGGGAGCCGAGACUAGUUCAUUCUCCUUUCUGAGUGAAAGUAAAACAGCAGUCCCCAGCAGAGCGAUAACAGAAACUACACUCCUUGUUCAGGACACCUUCAUUGUGGGAACCAGAUCAAGCUCAACUCCAUUUCUGUUUGAAAGUUCAACGGCAGCCUCCAGCAGGGCUGUGAUGGGAACUCAACCUUUUCCUGACACUGCCCACACAGGAACUGAGAUACACUCAGCUUCCCUUCUGUCGUACAGUCCAACUUCAAGAACUAGCAGGGUAGUAAGUGAAAGUACACUUGUACCAGACACCGCCAGCACAAGAGCUGUGACAAUUUCCACUUCAAGUCUGCCUGAAGAGCUGUCCACCAACCAGGCUGUCACGGCUACGACAUCAUUCUUCCCUGACACGGGAGCAGAGCUCAGUACAGUUUCAGUUCUGCCUGGAAGAUGGACUACAGUCCCCGGAGGAGCUGCAACAGGAACUACACCCAUUUCAAACAAAACAAGCUUGGGACCAGAGAAGAGUUCAGUUCCACUACUUUCUGAAAGUGCAAGUCCAGCUCCCAGCAGUGUUCUAACUCAAACGACACCUCUUCUUGACACCUCCGGCUCCGUAGCUGAUACGAGCUCAAUUCCAGUUUUGAAUGAAAUUACAACAGAAGUCCACACCAGGCCUAUAACAGGAGCUACACGAUUUUUCAUCACCACUGGCAUGGGAUCAGAGACGAGUUCAGUUCCACUUCUGACUGAAAGAACGACAGUUAUUAGCAGGGAUGGUACAGAAACUGCAAGCAUCCUUGAUACCACUGGCAUAGAAGUAAAGACUAGCUCAAGUCUAUAUCUGAUUGAGAGUUCAACUGCACCCCCCAGGAUGGCUGGAUCUGAUGGAACUACACCCUUGCCUGACACCAGCCACACAGGAGUAGGGAUAAGCUCACAUCUCUUUCUGACUGAAAAUCCAGCUGUAGUACCUGCCAGCACUGUAACCGCAAACACAUCCUUCCCUGCCAUCACUGGCACUGGAACAGAAAAGAGCUCAGGUCCAUUUCUGAAUGAAAGUACAACCUCUGUCCCCACAAAGGCUAUCACAGAUACUAGACCUUUUCCAGAUACUACACCCUUUUCAGCCACCUUCCCUUUAGGACCAGAAACAGGUUCAGCUCCAUUUCUGACUGACAUUACAACUGAAGCACACAGCCGGCCUGUAAUGGGAACGACGCCCUUUCCGCAAACCACUGGCAAGGGAGCCAAGACUAGUUCAUUCCCCUUUCUGAGUGAAAGUAAAACAACAGUUCCCAGCAGAGUGAUAACAGAAACUACACUCCUCGUUCAGGACACCAUCAGUGUGGGAACCAGCUCAAGCUCAACUCCAUUUCUGUUUGAAAGUUCAACAGCAGCCUCAAGCGGGCCUGUGACGGGAACACAACCUUUUCCUGACACCACCCACACAGGAGCCGAGACACACUCAGUUUCCCUUUCGAUGAACAGUCCAACUUCCAGGACCAGCAGGGUGGGAACAGAAACUACGCUCUUACCAGACACCACUGGCACAGGAUUUGUGACAAUCUCCAUUUCCAGUCUGCCCCAAAAGCCUUCCACUAGCAAGGCUGUUACAGAGACUACAUCCUUCCUUGACACGGGAGCAGAGCUCAGUUCAGCUUCCGUUCCACCUGAAAACCAGACUACCAUCCCUAGCAGAGCUGCAACAGGAACUAUACCCAUUCCUGACAAAACAAGCUUGGGAUCAGAGAAGAGUUCAGUUCCAAUUCUGACUGAAAGUACAACUCCCAGCACUGUUGUAAUGCAAACAACACCCUUUCCUGACACCUCCCGCUCCAUAACUGAUACAAGCUCAGUUCCAGUUCUGACUGAAAUUACAGCUAAAUUUCACACAAGGCCUGUAACAGGAACUACACCAUUUUUAGCAAACACUGGCAUGGGAUCAGAGACAAAUUCAGUUGCACUUCUGACUGAAAGAACAACAGUUACUAGCAGAGGUGGUACAGAAACUGCCAGCAUUUCGGACACAUUUCUGACUCAAAGUACAAGUACAGUCCUUAGCAAGGAAUUCAAUGAAACCACACCCUUUCCUGACACUUCCCCCUUCCUAGUGGGAACAAGUCCAGUUCCAGUUCUGAUUGAAAUGAUAACAAAUGCCCACAGCAGGAGGCCUGUAACGGGUCCCACAAUCCUUUCUGACACCACCCAUGUGUUAUCGGCUGCUCCAUCGCCUGCUGGUCCCAGUGGGGGAACUGUCACGGUCACAGGGUCUGCCCUGGCCACCCCCACAGAACCCACUACAGGUGCCCUGGGCCGUGGUACAGAUUUAGAGAGUAGCCCAGUUGUGCCAUCUUCCCCUGUGACCCAUCUUCAAGAUGAGACCUUAACCUCAUCGGUCCCAAGGACAUCAACUGAUGCAAGCCUGGUGGCCUCCAGCCCUAGUUCGACAGCACAUCCCGCUGAAAGCACAAGUGCAAUGUUCACACUUAAUAUAAUUGCCACCAGCCCAGUCACUACUCCCAUCUCUAGGCUUGCUGAGUCCAUGAGUGCCUCAGAUUCCUCCACACCUGGAACAGAGACAAGUUCUACUACCCUCAUUCCCACCACCUUGGUUGAGACUUCACUUGGGUCUUCUGCAGGAACAACGUUUGGCCAAACACCCUAUUCCCUGUCAACUCCAUCUCCAACGUCCCCGGUCCACUUCCCUGGUUCUGAGUCAGGGACAAGUCAGGUCACCCCUCCGACUACCAUGCCAGGGAUGGCCUCCAGGACAGUGGGCACCACCACCGACCUAGAGAAAAGCACAACUGACACUACCAGUGGAAUCAACAAUGCUGCUGAAUCAGAAAUCAGCCCAACUGUGAUUCCAACACACACUCUUGCAGAAACAACCGUUCUCAGGACUGGCUUCUCUUCUACCUUUAAUACUGUCCUGGUCACAAGCACAGAGAAUGUGGUUGUGCCCAUCACAAAGAUCCCAGACCAACAACCAGGUGUUGGGAAUAACACCAUCACAUCCACACCAAAUAGCGCUCCUUCUCCAACAACAAUUGGCCUUAGCACAAGGCCGUAUACAUCAAGAACCAUGGAGACUACUUUAGGACCCACCAAACAUACCAUCAGUACUCUGGGUCCCAAGACCGCUGCAGGACCCACAUCUGUCCCUCCUCCUCCUCUUCCUCCUACUGCUACUACUAUUAUCACUCCAACUACUCCUAGGACUCCAGGUGAGACCUUCAGGGUCACCAGCUCUUCAUCACUGGUCGCCUCAGUUCAUUCGACUUCCUCUGCUCCACUUCAAACGACAGCUCCACAGGAGACCAGUGCCAGAAGAGAGACCAGUACAGGUUUAUUGCAUUCAACGCAGCCGGCACUCUCCACUUCCAUAGGCACCAGUAUGGAAACUAGGAUAAGCACACUGGUCCCCUCUACUGCAAUGACUGCGACUCGAACACCAGCCCUCACCCUGACUGUAAGGAGCACUAGGCCCACCUCAACUCCCAUCGUAACUCCAGUUGAGACCACAAUUACUCCUGGACUGAGCAAAGGCUCAGAGACCAGUUCGGUUGCUCCUCUGACCACUACUCCAGUUAAGACCCCCAUCGAUUCCACCACAACACAGAGCGCUGGUGAAGGAACCAAGCCAUCCUCAGUGACACCGAUGACCACAAAUCCAGUCAAUGACCUGGAGUGUUUCACCCUGAACUUCACCAUUACCAACCUGCGCUACACAGCAGACAUGGGGGUCCCAGGCUCCCAGAAAUUCAACACUACAGAAAGAGUCCUGCAGCGUCUGCUCGACCCUUUGUUCAAGAAGAGCAGCGUUGGCUCCAGUUUCUCUGGCUGCAAAGUGACCAGGCUGCGGUCAGUGAAGAACGGAGCGGAAAGUGGGGUGGAUGCCAUCUGCACCUACAGGAAAGGCCACACCAUUCCCAGAUUGGACCAAGAGGAGAUUUACCAUGAGCUGAGAAGCCUGACGAGUGGGAUCACCAGGCUGGGCCCCUACAUCCUGGACAGGGACAGUCUCUACAUCGAUGGCUACAAUGAACGAGCAUCUGACCACCCCACGACCGCUCCUGUGACAUCCAUGUCUAAAGCCAGGCCCUUGCCCACAUCCACCAUGUCUCCAACAUCAACCCUCAGCAUAAACUUGCAGAGUUUCACCUUGAACUUCACCAUAACAAACCUGUACUAUACGACAGACAUGGGGGUCCUGGGCUCCCAGAAAUUCAACAUCACAGAAAGAGUCCUGCAGCAUCUGCUCGACCCUUUGUUCAAGAAGAGCAGCAUCGGCUCUGGCUACUCUGGCUGCAAAGUGACCAGGUUUCGGUCAGUGAAGAAUGGGGCAGAAAGUGGUGUGGAUGCCAUCUGCACCUACAGGAAAGGCCUCGCCAUCCCCAGAUUGGACCGAGAGGAGGUUUACCGCGAGCUGAGCAGCCUGACGAGUGGGAUCACCAAGCUGGGCCCCUACAUCCUGGACAGGGACAGUGUCUAUGUCAAUGGCUACAAUGAACAGGCACUGGUCCACCUCACAACCGCUUCUGUGUCAUCCAUGUCCAAAGCCACACCAUUAUCUACAUCCACCAUGUCUCCGACAUCAAUUCCAACCUCAAAAUUAGAGAAUUUCACCUUGAACUUCACCAUAACCAAUCUGCGCUACAUGGAAGAUAUGGGGGUCCCGGGCUCCCAGAAAUUCAACACCACAGAAAGAGUCCUACAGCGUUUGCUCGACCCUUUGUUCAAGAAGAGCAGUGUCAGCUCUGGCUAUUCUGGCUGCAAAGUGAUCAGGCUACGAUCAGUGAAGAGAGGGGCGGAAAGUGGUGUAGAUGCCAUCUGCACCUACAGGAAAGACCCCACUGUCUCCAGGUUGGACCGAGAGAAGGUUUACCGCGAGCUGAGCCACCUGACAAGUGGGAUCACCAGGCUGGGUCCCUAUGUCCUGGACAGGGACAGUCUCUACGUUAAUGGUUACAAUGAAUGGACAACUGUCCAUCCCACAACAGCUCCUGUGGCGCCAACGUCAAAAUCCACAUUCAGGUCCACAACCACACUGUCUCCAACACUAAGACCCAGCCCAAACUUGGAGCAUUUCUCCCUAAACUUCAUCAUGACCAACCUGCACUACACAGCAGACAUGGGGGUCCCAGGCUCCCGGAAAUUCAAUACCACAGAAAAAGUCCUGCAGCGACUGCUCGACCCUUUGUUCAAGAAGAGCAGCAUCGGGUCCGGCUACUCUGGCUGCAAAGUGACCAGGCUACGGUCGGUGAAGAACGGGGUGGAAAGUGGGGUGGAUGCCGUCUGCACCUACAGCAAAAGCUCCCCCACCCCCAGAUUGGACCGAGAGGAAGUUUACCAUGAGUUGAGCCACUUGACCAGUGGGAUCACCAGGCUGGGCCCCUACAUCUUGGACAAGGACAGUCUCUACGUCAAUGGCUACAAUGAACGGGCAGCUGUUCAUCCCACAAUGGCUCCUGUGGCAUCUACGUUAAAAUCCACUUCCAGAUCAACAACCACACUGUCUUCAAAAUCAAGCCCCAGCCCAAAUUUGGAGUAUUUUACAUUGAACUUCACCAUUACCAACCUGCGCUACACAGCAGGCAUGGGGGUCCCCAGCUCCUGGAAAUUCAACACCUCAGAAAGAGUCCUGCAGCGUCUGCUCGACCCUUUGUUCAAGAAGAGCAGCAUCGGCUCCAGCUACUCUGGCUGCAAAGUGACCAGGCUGCGGUCGGUGAAGAACAGGGCAGAAAGUGGGGUGGAUGCCAUCUGUACCUACAGGAAAGGCCCUACCAUCCCCAGAAUGGACCAAGAGAAGGUUUACCGCGAGCUGAGCCACCUGACGAGUGGGAUCACCAGGCUGGGCCCUUACGUCCUGGACAGGGACAGUCUCUAUAUCAAUGGAUACAAUGAAUGGAUACCUAUCCUUCCCACGAUGGCUCCUGUGGUGCCGAUGUUAAAAUACACAUCCAGGUCCACGACCACACUUUCUCCCACAUCAAGCCCCAGGUCAAACUUGCAAAGUUUCACCUUGAACUUCACUAUAAGCAACCUGCACUACAUGACAGAUAUGGGGGUCCCAGGCUCCCGUAAAUUCAACACCACAGAAAGAGUACUGCAGCGUCUGUUUGACUCUUUGUUCCAGAAGAGCAGCGUCGGCUCCGGCUAUUCUGGCUGCAAAGUGAUCAGGCUGCGGUCGAUGAAGAACAGGGUGGAAAGUGGGGUGGAUGCCAUCUGCACCUACAGAAAAGGCCCCACCAUCCCCAGAUUUGACCGAGAGAAGGUUUACCGUGAGCUGAGCCGCCUGACGAGUGGAAUCACCAGGAUGGGCCCUUAUGUCCUGGACAUAGACAGUCUCUACGUCAAUGACUACAAUGAAUGGACAGCCUUCCGCCCUACGACCAACUAUCCUCCCAAUAGGAUUGGGGAAGUGACAGAGAACUCUGACCUGUCUUUUUGGGCCAUCAUCCUCAUUUGCCUGGCUGCCCUCCUGGGGCUGAUUAUCAUCUUAUUUUGCUGCUUCCUGGUCGCCCUGUGUCUGCAGAAGAAGGAAGGCAGUUAUCAAGUCCACCAGAUCCAGCAGCAGGAUAUGGGCUGUUACUUUCCUCACUUGGAUAUGAGAAAAAUGUAGUGAGAGGCUCCCAAGAACAGCGGACCUCUAGAAGCUUCCUCUUUCCCACCACCCGGAGUCCCAAACCCCUGAAAAACACUUUAACUCUGUCGCGACAUCUUCUUUACUGCUUUGUAACCAAAGGAUGCCUGAUAUAUUUAAAACAAGAAAAUUAACUUA
This is a messenger RNA of Ornithorhynchus anatinus (platypus), 18750 nucleotides long. RefSeq names its product mucin-16-like. The record is from RefSeq and is a predicted model, not a curated record. NCBI's taxonomy places the organism in Eukaryota, Metazoa, Chordata, Mammalia, Monotremata, Ornithorhynchidae. The transcript is spliced from 45 exons. The coding region runs from base 1 to 18591 and encodes 6196 amino acids.